Messenger RNA from Fonsecaea erecta, 1314 nucleotides. RefSeq lists its product as hypothetical. The coding region runs from base 1 to 1314 and encodes 437 amino acids. The record is from RefSeq and is a predicted model, not a curated record. The transcript has a single exon. Lineage: Eukaryota; Fungi; Ascomycota; Eurotiomycetes; Chaetothyriales; Herpotrichiellaceae.
AUGUCGACCACCUCCUAUGGCUAUUAUGACGAAAAGGCGGCUUUGAUCGAGGUCCUUCCUGCACCAGCAAUUGCAGCACCUCCAGCAAAACGAACCAGCCUCACCACCCGUCUGCUCCAACUGGUCGUGGCCGUCUUGGGCGCCGUUGUGCUUUUCCAGGCGCUUGCUGCCGUCUUUGGUUUUCAGUCUGCUGGUCUUCCGAGACCGUGCCACGGCAUGAAUGACCUAGUUCCUGGUUAUGGCCAACAGCUGUUCGACGAUGAUGGCCACCAUCAGCACCCGUUCCCUCCCAUUGACGACUGGAAGCCGUUCAACGGGACCACCCAUUUCGAAUUCGAGCCUUCUCAAGCCAGCGGCCUCUCCGUCAGAGGAGCACAUGUGUUUGGGAAAGUCGUCUUUGAGACCUCCAAGCUGUCCAACAAGGUCGUGAUUGAUCUGGACAUCAAAACUAACAAGGAGGACAAAGAGGGCGAGGUCACGAUCAAAGAAGACAAGGGCCAUCUCGCCAUCAACACCCCGUCCGCUGGCAAGCUCAAGACCCACACUGCCGCCACUAUCCAGAUCCCUUCCAACAUUAUCGGCGAAUUUGCUCUUCCGCGUUUCGAAGUCGAUGCCCCUCGCCACAUGGUCGAUUUCAGCCAACUGCCUGAGUCCCUGGAGAUUGGUUCCUUCAUCGUCCGACUGGGCAAGGGCUUUGUCAAGCCUGGCCCAGUGCACACCAACACGACCCAAGUUUUCAUCGGUCGCGGCGCGCUGCGCGGCACGCUGACCCACGCCCGCAACGAGACGAAUAUCGACAUCGGCCAUGGCAACGUGACACUCGACAUCCCCUCCAUUUCGGCGGGUAAUGAAGGCUCAACCCACAUUAAAAUCGGCAACGGCCAUGUGAACGGCACCCUGGCGGUCUACAACGCGACCCACAUCAACAUCGGCAGCGGCGCCAUCUACAUCAAUGCAGCCUUCAAGUCGGCCCCGUCGCGAGCCACGCUCUCGACCCGCAUCGCCUCCGGCAAUUCGCGCGUCUUUGUCGACUCAAUUGCCGCGAAUCGCCUUUUCGAAGCGUUCCACAGCUCGGCCGUUGGGGACCAACUCAUCACUUAUCCCGCAAAUUUCCAGGGCACGGUCGACGCACGCGGUAUCGUCGGGGACAUCAAGCUCGAGGGUAAGGACCUGGCCGUGGAGAAAGUCAUCGGCGGCAUGGUGGGCCGACAGGGUGACAGCGAGAGAAACUCGGUCAGCGUCAAGACGGCCAAAGGCAAGUUGGACAUUCUCGUCGGGGACGAGCCGACGGCGGAGUGGAGCCGCAACUACUGA